ACAGAAGAAAAUCGUCUUCCAUACAAAUCCUAUCUGCAUCUGAAUCUCUCUUGCGCUCCCAAUCCCACAAAAUCAUGCCAUUUCCUACCCAUUCUCAUCUCACCAAUUCCCCAUGGCAUUCCAAUCCAACAUUUUCUCUACCUGGUCUCUUCCCCUGCCCCUUCCAGCUGUCUCCAUAAUCCCUUCAAAAGCUCUCCAUGUCCGAUGUGGAUCCAGCAAUGAUGGUCAAGAGGAGUAUUUGAUUGAUGCUCCUGUGUCUGCUGGAGAUGGAUUUUCUUUUACUGGAGGAAAGUAUUCAGAUGGACCUAGUCGAUCAGAUGAGUGGUUUGCUCAGGGCAAGUUUAUAAAAGCUCAUCCCGUGCGCGGCAGCAGAGGGAAUGCUAAGGAUCCAAUUUUUGGCCUUAAAAUGGGUGCCGAGUCACAAUCUUCAGAUGAUGUUUUCAGAUGGUUUUGUGUUGAGGCAGGAAAUUCUUCCAAUCCAAGGAUCAUACUGAUUCAUGGCUUUCCAUCACAGGCAUAUUCAUUUCGUAAAGUUCUUCCUGUACUUUCUGAGGAUUACCAUGCCGUUGCUUUUGAUUGGCUCGGUUUUGGGUUUUCAGAUAAGCCUCAGCCAAAAUAUGGUUUUGACUACACAUUAGAUGAAUAUGUAUCAGCUUUAGAAUCUCUGGUUGAGAAGCUUGCAGUAGAUAAAUUCUCUCUUGUUGUUCAAGGUUACUUUGCUCCAAUUGUUAUGAAAUACGCCAGCCAUCAUCAAGAAAAGUUGAGAAAUCUUAUACUAGUCAAUCCCCCUAUGACAGACAUGCACGCAAAGCUGCCAUCAACCUUAUCUAUAUUUAGCAACUUUUUGCUGGGUGAGAUUUUCUCCCAGGAUCCUCUCAGAGCUAGUGAUAAAACUUUGACCAGCUCUGGUCCAUACAUGAUGAAAGAGGAAGAUGCAAUGGUUUAUAGAAGACCAUAUCUUACUUCUGGCUCUUCUGGUUUCGCAUUAAAUGCAAUAAGUAGAGCUAUGAAGAAGGAUUUGAGGAAUUAUGUCGAGGAAAUGAAGAAAGUGCUAAUCAGUGAGACAUGGACAAUCCCCACAACAGUAUGUUGGGGUAUGAGAGACCGCUGGCUUAGCUAUGACGGUGUUGCAGAUUUUUGCAAGAUUUCAAAUUCUAAACUAGUGGAGCUGCAAAUGGCAGGUCAUCAUGUACAAGAAGAUUAUGGAGAAGAACUUGCAAACAUAAUUUCCCUAACCGUCAGCAAAGGGAAAUGAAUCAAAGAGAUUUCCGGGUAAUGCAAUGCUGGUACUUUUAAGGAUGAAAUGGCCAAGCUCUACGUAUUGUGAAAUUAUAGCCAGAUAUUAUUUGACCUUUACCUUUGUUGAAAAUUAUGCAUUCUGUGUUCCUUGUACAGUUAACACAUACAGAUGAUCUUAUAAUUAAGACAGGAGUAAAUCUACUGAUCAGUCUUAGUAGAUGAUGAAGUGAAUGCAAUGUCACAAUUCACAUUGGUGGCUGAUCAGUAAUUGUCAGUCAGAUGUAUGUAUGUGUCUGUAUCUCUUGAAUGUAUAUAUUUGGAGAAUGAGAAAUAUAAAAAAUUUCACCUCUGGUGAUUGCCUCCUA
Molecule: messenger RNA, 1604 nt
Organism: Dioscorea cayenensis subsp. rotundata (Guinea yam)
Lineage: Eukaryota; Viridiplantae; Streptophyta; Magnoliopsida; Dioscoreales; Dioscoreaceae
Exons: 13
Coding region: 113-1255 (380 amino acids)
Molecular function (GO): epoxide hydrolase activity
Source: RefSeq, a predicted model, not a curated record